Messenger RNA from Lethenteron reissneri (Far Eastern brook lamprey), 4195 nucleotides. RefSeq names its product CCN family member 2-like. The record is from RefSeq and is a predicted model, not a curated record. Gene Ontology annotation, cellular component: extracellular region; extracellular matrix. NCBI's taxonomy places the organism in Eukaryota, Metazoa, Chordata, Hyperoartia, Petromyzontiformes, Petromyzontidae. Gene Ontology annotation, molecular function: heparin binding; integrin binding. Gene Ontology annotation, biological process: signal transduction; positive regulation of cell differentiation; cell adhesion.
ACUGCUCAGGCUUGCUGGUGGCUGCGUGUCGCUUGGUGGGACGCGCCUUCAACGCAGCUCCUUCUCGCAGCCGACCGAGCUCCACCGCACACACUCGCAGCGGACGGGGGCCCGCGCAGCGAGAGGGAGGAGGAGGAGGAGGGGGAAGACGAAUUCUCGCUAAAGUAGCUGAGACCCCCAAAACAACUGCCGCGCCAGGAGAGAGCGGCCCCCCUCACACCAAGGGGACCCCGUCGCCUGCACCUGAGACCCCCCCCCCCCCCUCUGCCACCCGUGCCGACCUUGACUCACCCGGCCAGGCUACCGUGACCGCCUUGCUGGCACACGGCACCUGCGAACCCACGGGUUGGUGGUGGACCUCCUGGCACCACCCUGAAGCCGGGCCACGCCAACGCAGCCCUCGGGGCGCGCCUCUGGGGCGGCCCGGAGCAAUGCGCCGUCGCCCGCACCUGCAGGGAGCGCUGCUGCUGCUCCACGCGUGCGCGCAGGUGUGGCCCAAUGUCGCUGCCGGGCAGGCGGUGGGGGGGGCUUUGCCGGCAGCAGCAGCAGCGGCAGCGGCGGCGGCGUCGGCGCUUCGUCGCCCGUACUGCGAGUGGCCGUGCCGCUGCGCGCAGGGGGAGCCGCGCUGCCCCGUCGGGGUGAGCGCGGCGCUCGACGGCUGCGGCUGCUGCCGCGUGUGCGCCAGGCAGCCGGGCGACGUGUGCACGGAGGCGGACACGUGCGACCCUCACAAGGACCUCUACUGUGACUACUCGGGGGACAGCCCGAGGUAUGAGAUAGGAGUGUGCGCACACAGCGUCGGCGUGGGCUGCGAGCUGAACGGGCAUCGCUACUACAACGGGCAGAGCUUCCUGCCCAGCUGCAAGUACGCGUGCACCUGCAUCAACGGCGCGGUGGGCUGCGUGGCGCGCUGCGCGCUCAGCCCGCGGCCGCCAGCGGAGCGCUGCCUGCGCCCCCGCCUGCUCAAGUCGGCCGACCGCUGCUGUGAGGAGUGGCACUGCCUCGACUCGAAGAAGGUGAAGAAGUCGGCGCCCAAGGCGCUGCUGCAGAGCAAGCCGCGGCCAGUGUUCCGCGGCCACGGGAAGCAGUGGAACAAGAACUGCCUGGUGCAGAGCACCGAGUGGAGCGCGUGCUCGCGCUCGUGCGGCGUGGGCAUCUCCACGCGCAUCACCAACGACAACCCCAGCUGCCACCUGCUCAGGGAGCGGCGGCUCUGCCUCGUGCGCCCGUGCGACCUCGCGCUCACCCGGGGCGUGCGGGACGGCAAGAAGUGCGUGCGCGUGUACGUGGCGGAGAAGCCGGUGCGCCUCGAGCUGUCGGGCUGCGUGUCGCGCUCCGCCUUCCAGCUGCGCUACUGCGGCGGCUGCACGGACGGGCGCUGCUGCCGGCCCCUGCGCACGCACACGAUCCCCGUCGACUUCGACUGCCCCAACGACGGAGGGCGCGGCGGCGGCGGUGGCGGCGGCGGUGCCGCUGGGGCCGCCACCGGCACCGCCGCGACUGUCACGUGGAACGUCAUGUGGGUUCGGAGCUGCUCGUGCCACUGGGACUGCGUGAACCCCAACGACAUGUUCGCCGAGCUCGGCAACUUCCAGGCGCUCGAGGAGGAGGAGCAGGAGGAGGAAGAGGGGAACGCGCGCGCCAUCGAGAACUAAGCGAGGCUGAGAACGCUUCGAUCCGCCCCCGGUGAUCCGUCGAGAGGGGGAGCAGCGAACGUCGCGUUGUGCGCGCUUUCUCUUGUCGUCACCAGGGCUUCAUUUCUCAACGAAUAUUCCCUCCGGAUCGCUGCCGAUGCAAUUGCAGUGGCUGGCACGUGAUUAGUCGUAGCCAGCUGCUGCGAGGAGAGGCAUACUGGAUGUGGGGCGCCGGCUGUGGAUAGAUUGUCUGGGUCGCCGAUCCAGACAUAUCCAGAUGAAAUGAAGCCCUGGUUAUUGUGGGAGUUACAACAGCUGUUCAAUCUGUUGCGCGACAUCCCAACGUUACCGCAUUUAUCGGGCCCGACGAACGUGUAAUUGUCGAACGUUCAUUUUUUUCCGACACCGCGCCGAUGUCUCGAUCAUUACCGACAGGCCAAACGUGUUUCAGUCACUCGUCAAGAUGUGUGCAUAGUUCACAGCGUACGUGGGGACAACCGUCCGUGGAAGACAAGGUUGCGAAUCGGUGAAGGAGUUUCUGGUUCCGCCGCUAACGUGGCUUCGGCUACGCAUGCUCUCUCACCGCGUGCUGAUGGGAGAAUCGGCCUGUGUCCGGUGAAAAUGCGGCAAUGUUUCCGUCACCGAAGAUGUGGAGGGUGACAUCUCCCACGACGGCGCGUGUCACCCGGUUCAUCAACGCGCGAAUCGCGCUCCGUGUGCGAGAGGCGAGCGGUCGGAGCCGGCGCGUCGUGUCGAGCGAUCGCGUGUUCGACAGCAGCGAUGGCGACUCUGUGUUGGGAUAAUCGUGAUGGUGGCGGUGAUGUCGAUGAUAAUGGCGAUUGUCAAUGAUGAUUGGAUUGUGAAUGUCAGCAGCUGCAACCGACGAGUGGCCUGGUGAUAACAAUGUGGGCGACUGCCUACGAGUUUGUGCCCCGAACAGGGUCGAUGCGUGAGGUGCACUUUGUCGAGAAUUCUUUCUCAAAGAAAGCCAUUUAAAAAAAAAAGUCAAAGUGUCUCCAUGUUCAAGUGAGCGUGGGGUGGUGCUAAUGUCCGUCGGUGGCCUCGAAACAGCCAUGGAAAUUCCACAUUUAUCGUGGGGGAAACGUUUUUCCACCACAUGGCAACUACCACUGCCUCGAAAGCCAUUGUAAGCACUUUAACCCAAAGGGGUUAAUGUUGGAAUCGAAGCGAAAUUGAAAAGGAAUAAAAAAUGUGCAUAAGAUAAUAAGAGGACUUCCGCUCAGCACAACCGCACCCUUCGUAUGUACUGCAUGUGUAUGCAUGUUGAACUUUCUUUCGCACCGUACGUAGCCAACCGUGCUAAUCAGAGUGUGCGGGGUCGGAGGACAACACACCGAACGCAGCUCGCCGUGCGACUCUUCUUCUGCAGCGGAUGCCGACGCCAGCCGGGUCCCACAAGACCUGUCUCCCUGAUGCUCACGCGAUGAAGCAGAGCACAGACUGACGGACGCAGUAGCCCCAGAGUUCUCUCACAGCUCCCCUAUUUGCGUGCCGACUCGGUCCGUGUUCUCCUGUAACGGCGCCGCUAGUCGCCUUCCUGAAGAACACACCGCGUUAUGGAAAAAUCGCAUUUUAAUAAAUAAUUUAGAACACGGGGGCUAGAGCGCCAGUCCUCGAUAAUACGCGCGGUGCGUAACUCAGGCCGAACAUAGACUGAGGUGCGUGGGGUGGCAUCUAGAAGAAUCCAGCAGCAUCCCACGGCCUUGCGCGAUGCUACGCCGAAGCAGCCAUACGGCCGCUUAUUCCUCCUACUCGCGCGACGUAGCUCCGUUCACUCAAUCGCGUUGUAGCCAAAUCGCAUCCGCGUUAUAGAAAAUGUGCUCCCUAAUAAAUUGAAUCGCGUUAUAUCCCAUUCGCGUUAUGAAAACAACAUGCGCCGUUAUAGGAGAGCAGGCUGCACUUGAUUCGCGGUGGGCGUUAUGGUGCCGGGAUGUCUGCUGCUGGUCCAUGAUCCCAGACCCAGGGAUAUCUCACUUGUAAACAACCUCCUGGGGUGGCAUCGCCCUCGUGUGCCACCAAUUGCCGAACGUGGCCAGUGAUUUACGAGACAAGCAUUUUAAAUGAGCGAUGUUGGCAAGUAAUUCACCCACAUUGGCCGCCUAAAUCGGAAACGGCUAAAGUGUUGCUACGUUUGUUGGUACCAAGUUGUGUUCUGUCCCAUGGACUAUUCUACCUGGUAACUGCAGGGCUGAGGUGCUAACUUGUUCCUUUAAUGUACGCUGAUAAUGCCAGCUUGCUUUUCUUGCUUGUGAAUGUUGCAAGGGUUGAAACCAUUGCAUGUUAAGUGUUUUUCCUGCCACAUUGUUCCAACUGAAGAAUGGGGGCAGUGGAGGUGACCAGGUUGGUUUAAAGGUCAGAGUGCUAAGCUAGCACGAUGGAAAUCCUGGCAUUGAAUCCCAGGUUUCAGCCGCCCGUGAUGGAUCUGUGUUCUCAAGUGUGAUGAGUUGAUCAUCUCAGCCUGGUUCAAAAUUACUGCAAAGAAAGAAAAAAAAUAGCCAUCACACAAAAUUAGUAUUCUAUGGGUCUUUCGGUAAAGCCAC